UUCAGACUGAAUGGUCAUUGUUUCCCAGUGUGCUAGUGUUGGUGUGAACAUUAGAUGCUUACCUAAGUGUCAGACAGUUCAAUAGUAAUCUGUAGCUGUCGGUCGGAGCUGAAGGAGAAUGACUGGAGUUAAACUGACGGGUUAACAACUCUGGCCUUGGUUGCUAGGUGGCUAGGGUAGGGUUGCUUUGUUGCGGGGGAAAAAAAAUACAAAUAUUUUGAUUUAUCCUUUUCGCAAAACGGUUAUAUUACGGUACGUGAUUAUAACUUGAAUAUAUUCCAAAGCCAUCCUAAUGUCUACCUCACCACUGAUGAUGACAAACCCUGACAUGGUGCUGUGAGGUCUCAUACUGUGCUUUCUCUGCUUUCUGCAAGUGCUGACCCCAGAAAGAGACACCUUCAUGUGGACGUGGGAUGAUUGGUUGGCAGCAGAUGGUGCCCAGUGCGUGAGUGCAGUCCGUAUCCUGCUUCCUCUCAGCAUGCAGCUCCUGGUCGUUUUAGUAGCUCUCAUGGGGGUCCUGUACAGUGCGAGAGCAGCCGCCGUGCUUCCUGUAGAGGAGAGGAGCCCCAUCCAGGCGAACCGGGAGUUGAGUACAGAGCGUAAGCAGCUGAUUCUGAAGCUGGUAUCAGGCUUGCUGGACGGUGCAUCAGAUUCCAACAUGCUGCCAGGGGACGGGUCUCCCCUUGACCUGGAGGAGCCCCUGGAGUCUCGCCUGGAGGAGAGGGCUGUCUACAACCGGCUAUCACAGCUCCCACAGAGAGACCGCAAAGCCCCUUGUAAAAACUUCUUCUGGAAAACCUUCACCUCUUGCUAACAGUGGCCGUGACGCUCAACUGUCCUACCUACCAACCUACCUACCCACCUACGUUGUCCUCCCAGGUUGAUGCUCAGCUCCAAACCCAACUUGUGAAACCCAACGAGAAUCCAUGAACUGCGGCAGACCCCAACUGUACAUAUCAUGCACUCUUGUCUGAGCGAGCAAUCUCAAUGGACCUCACUGACACAGUCUGUCUUGUUUGAUUAUUGACGAUUUACCUAUGUAUCUAUCUAUUUAUGUAUGUAUCUCUUUAUUUAAAGUUCAAUCCAAAUAAAAGCAUGAUUAUGGU
Molecule: messenger RNA, 1106 nt
Organism: Hypomesus transpacificus
Lineage: Eukaryota; Metazoa; Chordata; Actinopteri; Osmeriformes; Osmeridae
Gene: sst7
Product: somatostatin family member 7
Exons: 3
Coding region: 401-814 (137 amino acids)
Biological process (GO): regulation of cell migration
Cellular component (GO): extracellular region
Molecular function (GO): hormone activity
Source: RefSeq, a predicted model, not a curated record